AUGAGGUGGUGGUGGCUGCCCCUGACGCUGGUGCUGGGCUCCUGGCUCCCUGGACACCCAGGCACGCAGGCAGGGAGCCCUGCCUUGUGGCUGUGGGUGGCCCUGCUGGGCUGGCUCCCUGGGCUGCAUGCCUGCCUCGCCUGCUAGCCCCCCGUUCAGCGGGAACAGCUCUGCCACAACAUCACUGGAGCCCCCCCCAGGGACCCCCGACAUCAGCACUGCCUCGAUGCCCUGACCCAGGCUGCUGCACCCCUCGCCUCUGUCACUGUGGGGUCAGGGCAGCGCCAGGCACUGGGGGAGAUCAUUGUGGAUGCCCUGCACGUUCUGGAGCAGCAGAACCACACGAAGCCCCUUGAGGAGUCUCUGGAGGAAGCCAUCAACACCAUCUGGGUGAAGCUGAGCCAUCUGGAGGAAGCUCCCGCCUGCAUCCCACCCUGUGGCUACCAGCCAGCCGCCCGCGUCUUCCAGUGUGCAACCUGCCGCCACGUGGACUGCCCUUUCCCCCGCGACUGCCCAGCACAGGACAUCUGGGCCCACGCGGACGAAGCCCUCACCCUGCACUGCGAGGUGCCCUUCGCCACCCCCCCGAAUCUGCCCAUCACCUGGAUGUUUUCCCCCAGCUGCACACCACAGGAUCUGGCGGUGUUUGAGGAGCUCCAAAGGACUCCGGAGGGACUGCUCAGUCUCACCCUCCAGGACCCCACUCCGGGAACCAUCGCUUGCUGCCUGGGGUUCCUUUCCGAUCCCGUGGCCCGCAAGUACUUCUACCUCACUGUGACAGGAGGCAGCGUGGAGGCAGAGCGCGGGAAUCCAGGCGCAGUUUCCAAGCUGUGCCAGCGCUGGCCCAACCCCCAGGAUCCCCCCGGACUAUCAUCCAAACCACUGGUGCUCUGGGUGCUCUUGGCUCCAUGCUGCUCGUGGGUGCUGAUAGUAGCCUCCUGAAAUGCUGGAGCCUCCACAGACGUAGACAAGAGGCACCCCCAGAGGAGAGCAGACUCCAAGAUAUUCCCUA
Calypte anna (Anna's hummingbird) is the source of this 1012-nucleotide messenger RNA. Its product is annotated as sperm acrosome membrane-associated protein 6-like. Lineage: Eukaryota; Metazoa; Chordata; Aves; Apodiformes; Trochilidae. The record is from RefSeq and is a predicted model, not a curated record. Gene Ontology annotation, biological process: fusion of sperm to egg plasma membrane involved in single fertilization.